AAUAAUAUAUGAAAGCAAGCAAGGAAUCUACAACUUGAUUAGAUCUAUAAUGUGAUAAAUGUGAGGUGAGGAUAUCAAUUUCGAGAUCUUAUUGGCAAAAUGUAUUCUCCUUCCUUCUGUAGCUCAGCCUUUGAUGAGCAGAAGAGAAGGCCAUAGAUUUGCUCGUCUUCUCCAUGCAUACACUGGUUGGAGCUGCAGAAGUAUCGUCAGGCUGAGAUCUCCAACCCUAUGAGAGAUCUCGUUGGUUGCUUCGCUAACCAAGCCGUCAGAGUUGCAGAAGCCACAUGCGCCACAAGGGACGCAAGCUCGGCGGUGACCGAACUCCCGAUCCAGAAUGCCAUCACCUGCUUCUACAGGAGCUUGUUGUCGUCCCGGAAGGAGCUGCUCACCGCGGUCACCUGGUCCAGGAAUCAAGCAGGCGCGUCCCUCUCCGUCACGGUCGAGGACGGCUCCUCCGCGAGCUCCAAGCUCCUGCGGAAGAAGAAAGGCAGCCUCUCGUUCGCAUCCGGCGGCGGCUCCGACAUCGCCCUCCACUGGGACGUCUCCGCCGCCACCUACGCGUCGGGACCCGAACCCACCAAGGAUUUCUACGUCGUGGUGGUCGCCGACGCCGAGCUCGGUCUGUUGCUGGGCGACAGGUGGGGGGAGUUCGUCAAGAAGCUCGACGGCGGUCUCCCGGUCGCGGAGUUCCGGAUGGUGGGCAGGACAGAGCAAGUGCGUGGCCCCGGCGCUUACUCCACCAGGGCUCAGCUCGGCGACGGUGGGGAGGAGCACGAGAUAGAGAUCGUGUGCAGAGGAGACGAGAGGGACGCCGAGGGCUCGGAGCUGCACGUCGCCAUCGACAAGGAGAGACUGGUCAGCGUGGAGAGGCUGCAGUGGAACUUCAGGGGGAGCAAGACGAUACUGGUGGACGGAUCGACCGUCGACGUGAUGUGGGACAUGCACGACUGGUGGUUCUCCGGCGCCUCCCCCUGCGCUCUCUUCGUGUUUCGGAGGAGGAACUCCAUGGGGGACCGCAGGGUGUGGCCGGAUGAGGAAUCGGCGCUGGGCAUCUCUGGCUUCUCUCUGCUGAUCCAAGCCUUCAAGAGUCUGUAGUUAAGCAUCUUGUGCUCAUCUGCUCUUUCUUCCCAUCGUUCCCUGAGCAUUCCUGUUGGAGCUCUGAGCUUUGGAUCACUCGGAAGAAACAUGCAAUCUCACAGAAACAUGGGGCGUGUGCAUGACAUGUCAUUCCCGUCA
Molecule: messenger RNA, 1236 nt
Organism: Musa acuminata subsp. malaccensis (wild Malaysian banana)
Lineage: Eukaryota; Viridiplantae; Streptophyta; Magnoliopsida; Zingiberales; Musaceae
Source: RefSeq, a predicted model, not a curated record